AGCACAGGACAAAAGUUUGGAGCAACGAUAUGUAGACGAACACACAGUGCACUUUUCUGUCGAGCUUUUCUUUGCCCCCCGCGACUGGUUGAGUCCUCUUAAUUGUGUCUAAAAGUGAGAUAGGCUGUACUGAGGGGAACAUAAGGAGACGACGGAGGCGCUUCAGCCAGGAAAGAAGUGCCGUGAGAAAGAUACCGUCUCUCUCUCACACACAGCACCACCACCUCAGCCGCACCCGGAUCACGUCCUACAGCACAGCGCUCUCCCUGUUUCCUGCUAUAGCAUGGCCAGUUCGAGUAAAGCGACUCUAAUCUUGCUCAUCUACGGAAUCUUAAUGCACUACAGUGUCUUCUGCACACCUAUCGGACUAAGUUACCCUAAGAUUAGACUUGAAAACGACGCCUUCGACGAGGAUGGGAAUUCUCUGUCCGACAUGGGGUUUGAUGGCGACCAGAUUGCUAUACGAAGCCCACCAUCCUUAAACGAUGACGCUUACACUCUAUACUACCCACCAGAGAAGAGAUCAGAAAGGCAUGCUGAGGAAGAAUUAGGUAGAGCCUUGAGGGAGAUCCUGGGUCAGUUAACAGCGAGACAUUAUCUGCAUUCUCUGAUGACUGUUCGUGCAGGUGAAGACAACAGCAUGGAGGACGAAUCAGAGCCCUUAUCCAAAAGACAUUCAGAUGGGAUCUUCACUGACAGCUACAGUCGCUAUAGAAAGCAGAUGGCCGUGCAGAAAUACCUGGCAGCGGUUCUGGGUAGAAGGUACAGACAGAGAGUUAGGAACAAAGGACGCCGACUUGCCUAUUUGUAGCGUUGUAAAAGCGCCCAAACUGCCCUCCUGUGUAAAUACAUCCAGUCGUUAAAUCAAAGUCAUUCAGAUAUAUCUGACCAACCAGUGGAUUGCUCCUGUGUUCUUUCAACAUGUAUUUAUGUAUGAAGUAAAGCCAUUAAAAUGAAUAUUUUAAUAAUAAUAUUGUUUUUUUUUCUUUUUGUACAAAAGCACUUGAUACCGCACAGUUAUACUUUGUGGACCAAUAUUUUAUUUUCAUGUUGAGAUGUUGAAAACAAAACAAAAUGGAAAAAAAAAAAAAUCAGAAAAAAAGAUAGAUGUGCACCUUCAACAUUAUGCGCUUGAAAUCUUUAAAGGUCAUCUACAUAUGCAGAAAAUAAAUAGAUUUUAAAAGACAAUCAAAGUAUUGAAUGUUAUACUUAUUUUUGUAACCAACGUUCUAUUUUUUUAGUCUUUGUUUUCCAAACAGGCCCAAAGAAGCAGUGAGCAUGCUAUGUGAGGCGUAUCCGGCUUAUCCUGAAUGAUAGAUGUGGCCCUUGUCCACCCCUCUCCAAAGCUCUCUUUAAUGGGAGCCCUGUGGGUUUGUGUAGCUUGCUGCCCCUUUAGGGGGGAGGGAGGGGGGAGUCGGAUGUUUUUUUUCAUUUUUUUUUCUUUUUUGUUUUGUUUUGGAUAGCCUCUCACUUGAUAAAUAGAUGAACGACUUACACAGUCAUUCAUGUAACUGGUGGUAAAACAUAACAUUUCAUUCAUCCUGAAAUUGAAUUGCAGGCUUUGUCAAGGAGAUUUAUUGCCUUUAUUACUAAAAUUGCUAACAUUAUGUGGAAAACACUGCUUGCUCAGUUGCCUCAAAGUUAUCUACAGUAAAGUAAAGAGUUAAGUCAUGCUCAACAGGACUGUACAAAGAAGGUUUCAUGUGCAUACAGGAUGAUGUACAGGAUUGAAAUGACCUAAUGCACACAUUUAUCUCAAUGUUGUCAGUCACCAGAACUUUUUUGGAGGAAUGUGCUUCAGCUGUUGACUGUAUUUGGCAGCAUUCCAAAUAUUCAGAGAAGACAAGUACAAAGCAGGGAGUGAAGCAAAAAGGUAGCAUCACAGUAACAGUUGAGGGUAUUUAACGUAUAUAUGGUGCAUGUUAAAACUGACACCUUGCUAAUUUUUGCUUAGAAACUGCAUGCCAUUGUGCUUCUUUUGCUAUGUGUGAGGUGGGCUGUGCCAAACCUGUUUCAGCACCACUCCCCCUCAGAUGCUUUGUGACAGAAAGGUGAACAAGGAGGGCUAGAGGUGGUAGAAACUGGUACUGCACUGACUUGUUGAAUUUUUUGCCUCCCCUGCUGCUGUCAUUGUGGAUAUUUUUGGACAAGACACUGGACCCCUUUUUGCUGACUGUAUUUUGUCCUGGUACUAGUUGUUUAAAUUCUUUUCUGUCUAAAUGGCCAUGCUUAGUUGUUGAUUUGAUAGUGCUGUGAUUUACCUGUUAAGACAAAGCUGAACUGUGUUGGAUGUCUAACUGGUUUAUGUGCAGUGAGGAUGCGAGAUAGAGGAUGAGAAGAGUGUUAGGUGAGUUACAGAGACAUAUACAUGGGAACGAGGAGAGAGCAGGAGAGGUAGAGCGUGAAUAAGGAGGGAAGAAAAGCAGGCUGUUACAUAAGAGAACAGGUUACAGCACCCAUGAGCCAGAGAAGAAGUGUUGCAUGUCGAUAUGGAGACAAAAAAAGAGGCUGGAGGACAUCAGCGUCGCCUCGGCUCCACAGUGAAAUCAGGGUCAAUGAGUCUGAUAAGAAGAAUAUCAGAUGUUGAAUUCCCCUCACUGAGGUUUAAGCAGGAGGAUGUGAGAGAAGCUGGAUGAGGCCACUCUGAGUUUCACUCUUACACUAGAACAGAGGUGAAUGAAAUUCAGCAGAGGGAUUUUCCCUCUGACUUUUUAUUAAAGUGAUAUCCUAUGUAUUUAUUCUACAUUAUGCAAAUGCGGCUUUAUGCACCCCCUGCUAUACAAUUGGCAGCCUGUGUUUUUCCAUGAAAACUAUCAAUACGCUCCUUCUUCAAUUUGGCUUUAUCCCACAGGCUUUGUGUGAAUGUGUGGAUGUACCUGUUUGCAUCUUGUGUGAGAAUGCUUAAUGUUUGUGUGAGUGGAUGAGUAACUGAAUGUGUACGUUGAAGUGGAAACAGCUUUCGGCUUUGGUGCCUUGCUUUGACGUGAGAAAUAAAAAAAAAAGAAAAUAAAGAUAAAAAAAAAAAAGAAAAAAAUCGCCACAAGUGACAGAUGGCAAUUUUGGUGGCCCUACAAUGCUGCAGUCCAUUAGCUUACAUUGAAACUUCCUUUUAUUCUGUUUAAUUGCUCAGCUUAGUCUGCCCCGAGAGUAGUAGAAUUAGGCUUUCUUUUAAAGCAUGGCCGGUAAUUUAAUGA
Melanotaenia boesemani (Boeseman's rainbowfish) is the source of this 3194-nucleotide messenger RNA. It is a transcript of the gene adcyap1b, whose product is annotated as adenylate cyclase activating polypeptide 1b. Bases 284 to 811 code for a protein of 175 amino acids. Gene Ontology annotation, biological process: neuron projection development; positive regulation of GTPase activity; adenylate cyclase-activating G protein-coupled receptor signaling pathway. Gene Ontology annotation, cellular component: perikaryon; extracellular region; neuron projection. Gene Ontology annotation, molecular function: peptide hormone receptor binding; pituitary adenylate cyclase activating polypeptide activity; neuropeptide hormone activity. The transcript is spliced from 5 exons. The record is from RefSeq and is a predicted model, not a curated record. NCBI's taxonomy places the organism in Eukaryota, Metazoa, Chordata, Actinopteri, Atheriniformes, Melanotaeniidae.